UCAGACUUUGGCGACGAAAUUGAACUCGCCCUAAUAUGGUACUAACCUAACAUUUAUGACACAUUUUCGCCUUCUUUCCCCGAUUCAGGCGAAACCAGCUGAUAUUGUUAUGAAAACAUAAACAGCUGGUAGUCGAGAACAAUAAGAAUGAACGUAAACAUCGGUGAACCAGCUGGUUUUGUUGUGUAAACAUGACCAGCUGGUGGACCGAGAACAAAAGACCUUAAUGGUAAACGGGUAAACAUUGAGAUGGUCGGCGAAAACUGUCACAUUAUCGGGCGAGUUACAAAAACCCUGCGACUGAGAUUAACAGCGAAAUCGAAAGCGAAAUAUGAGUACGACGAAAUUUAUCGCAUCAAAGUCUAAGUCGAAAAAAAAAAUCGCAAUAUUUGAAAAUUUUCUAUAGAGCCUAUUGACACGGAAAAGCUUUUUUAUGACCUUUAGACCGCUUACGAUAGGGCUUAGUGGUUACUUGGGUAUGUUAUUCGAGCGUAGUCUGAACAUAGCAUAAAGCAAAGCAAGAUGCAAUAACGAAAUAAAAUAAAAAAAUCUGGUGAAAAAAUAUUGCAACUUUUCAAAACUAAAUCACACAAAAUGCUAAAUAGCGAAGAAGGAUCGCCCAAUGCUGAGCUGAAAAUAACCAAAACAUUUUUUGUUUGAUGUUUUGGUUUCGGUUUGCGUGCGCGCGCGCCGAGAGAGCGAAAAGAAAUUCGCGCGAGAGAGCGAACUGUCAAAAAGUCAAAACACAGUUUUGCCGCCAACCGCCAGAAUCGAUUGCGCGGAGCUGAUGGUUUUGCUUUGGGUGGCGCGUUUUCGUCGAGUCGUCUGUCGGAUGAUGGAAAAAAGUAAUUAGUGAGUGAUUAACUAGUGAAUUUAGGCUUGAAUUUAGUGAAAUUUGCGGUGGACAAUGUGGUGAAAGUAUUCGGGCGUCGAUUUGUUGUGGAAGUUGGUUGAAAACUGUUCGGGAAAAUGCGUCAAUCCGUAUCGACUCCGAAGACCCCGAAGACGUCCUCGAAAAAAGGUGCGUCGUCGUCGACGUCAUCGCCUGCGUUCCCGCCGUCCUGCUGCUUCAUUUGCAAGAAUCCCGAAGAUGACGAGCUCUUUUUGGGAAAGUUCCACAAAAAGUGGCGCCUUCAGGUGCACUAUCACUGCUUGCUUCUGACGUCGAGUCUGGUCCAGAAUGGGGACGACGAUGAAGGAAUCUUCGGAUUCAUGGAAGAGGACAUCAGGAACGAAGAGGCCCGAAUCCGCAGUCAAAAAUGUUACAUUUGCAAGGAGCGCUACGCCAAUAUAUGGUGCUGCGCCAAGAAAUGCUUCCGGACGUUCCACACAGCUUGUGGGUUCAAGAACGGAUGUUUGUCCCAUUAUUCGGACACGUUCCAGUCGUGGUGCGAUAAACACGUCGAACUGGUGGACACCGAGCAGCAUUCGGAGACGGAGGCCUGUGGGAUUUGCUACGACGACAUGGGAGCGUACCGAAGGUUGGAAUCGAUUCGUGCCCCGUGCUGUCAUAAUGGCUGGUUCCAUCGGCGCUGCGUGGCCCAAUUUGCCCAGUCGGCGGGGUACUUUUUCAAGUGUCCUCUGUGCAACAACAAGGACGACUUUGGCCAGUUGAUUCGACAGCGUGGGGUGUACAUCCCGGAAAAGGACGCCUCAUGGGAGCUGGAACCUAACGCAUUCAACGAUCAGCUGGAACGUCCUUCGGAAUGCGAUGCGGAAGAAUGCCGUUGCCGCUAUGGGCGAGACUUCGAUGACUGCAAACGAUGGGAUCUGAUCAUGUGUGCCACGUGUGGAUCGACCUGCCGUCACGAUCAGUGUAUGGAGGUUCCCUCGAAAAACUACGUGUGCACAUUUUGUCGGCCGAUCGUUGGGAAUGAACCACCUAAGGCGGUGUUGGAGCUAGCAGAAGCAUCUAGGCGGGCGGAGGCAGCCAGGCGGGCAGCGACCAGAGCUGAGAAUAAUGCCAGCGGAAACAGCAGAGGCAAUUCCCGGAACUCGAGGGCGGAAGCCCAAGAUGAUUCUGGAUCAGAAAGCUGCGACUCGGACAGUUCUAUGGAACCUAUUGCAACGAAACGCCGGAAGUCCAAAAAGUGCAUUGAGUCGUCCGAAUCGAGCGCUUCCUCUCCAAUUGCUGCAAAGAAAAAACGCAAAUCCCAGAAGCGGAGAAACGUACUAGAAGAUGAAGACAGCGAUUCGGACGUGGUUCCGAAGCGAAUGAAGCCAUCCGGCCAGAGGAGGUUAUCGUCGAGUUCGUCCCACUCUUCGCUGAUUUCUUCCAACGGAGAAGAAAUCAGUUUGGAGGAAUUGGUCGCGAAAAUUCCACUUCCGCGCGGCGCCUCAGUCGAGAAACUGCUCAACGCGAAAGCUAUCGUUAAAGUGGAGAAACUUACCGAAGAGAUAAUCAAAACCCUUACAUCCUCCGAGAACGAGGACGAAGAAGAAGCAGAAGUCUCCUCAACCGGUUCGUCGGCCGUCUUCGAUUUCAACUACCGCGUUCAGUUGAACAAAAAGCAACGCCACAAAGCGAUGAUGAUGGAGCUUCCGGCUCUCAAAGAGGCGAUCCGUUCCGACACGGACACCCUGACGGAUGCCUCGGUCGGCGGUGGUGGCGGCGGAAAGGAAGACAUUGUCCGUCCCAAAACGCCGGCUAGCAAACCGUUUGCCAAGCAGUUCAAGCUGAAGCUGAUCGGGUCGAAGUCGGUGCCCCGGAAGCGUUCUGACACCAGUGAAUCCGACCCGGAAGCCGUUGCAGCGAAGAAACCAUGCCCAACAACGGAUCAACCGCCCAGCAAGAGUCGCAUCUCGUUGUUUCCCUCCCAGGACGAGGAAAACACCUGCCCGAACAGCCCUCGGAAGGUCUCGAUCGAACCGAUUGCCCAAGAACCGGGUAAGAUUCACGACCCAUCACCGGUGAAGCUGAAACUCUUCAACCGCGACCAGCCAUCCACGGUAUUUCCGCCGACUCCUCCGAAAUCCGCAUCCACGACUAAGGCAGACGGUUCCAAAACUGCAUUCGCAUCGCAGGGAACAAAUCAGCAGCAGCAGCAGCACCAGCAGAAGACAUUGAACGCAUUCUUCAAGAUAAACUCCCCUGUUGAGGAGGCCGCCAGUGAUGUUGCUACUGCCGGUUCGGAAGGACCACGAGAUUCCUCCCAAUCUCAAAGCAGUGCAAUAGCGACGAUGACAGAGCGUAGUAGUAGCAGUAACAACAACAGCAGUUCAAAAAUAGGGAAAGGUGCUAAAAACCGGUCCGUUGCAUCCAAAACGCCGAAAAGUGUACGGAAGAAGGUGGUUCAAAUGGAUCGAAGCCAACGAAAUCUGCUGGAUUAUUUUAACCGUUGCUGACACACAACACCUGGAAGGCGAUCCUUUUAAUGUUAUUGAGUACUGGACCCUGGACGUUAUCAGAAUGAAUCAAUUUUUGACAUUGCAUUUUUUUUUUCUCAGUUUAUUACCUACUACAAAUUUUAUAUUGAUAAAAAAUAUCAUUUUUUUUACACAGUAAUAAGAAUUCGAUAUUACGCGUAAAUCGUAAAGUGAAUUAUAAAUAUAGUAGAGCAUGACUUUAAUGCGCGACAAACAUUGA
Aedes albopictus (Asian tiger mosquito) is the source of this 3586-nucleotide messenger RNA. RefSeq names its product PHD finger protein 7-like. Lineage: Eukaryota; Metazoa; Arthropoda; Insecta; Diptera; Culicidae. Bases 970 to 3345 code for a protein of 791 amino acids. Gene Ontology annotation, cellular component: nucleus. The record is from RefSeq and is a predicted model, not a curated record. The transcript is spliced from 5 exons.